AGAUACACCCCUCCACCACCUUUUCCCUUAGGGGGUUUUGGGAGGUGGUGGGGUCAUUGAUGAAGAGCCCAAAGGUCCAGGAAGACCUCUGAGACUCCAGUGGUUGGGCGCAGUGAGGGCUGAGGAGAGAGCUGAGCCAUGGGGAGGUGGAGGGGGGGUCUGUAGCUAUGCCUGCAGGGUGCAGAACCGAGUUGGGGGCUGACUGUGAGACUGGUAAAGGCCUGAACCACCUGGAAGGGUAUGGGAUGAUGGGUGAGUGUUGGGGUCUCUCAGGAGAGCCUGGAGGAGCCUACUGGUUGAGCUCAGCAGAGAGGUCUGGGCUGGAGGUGUUACUGUGCUAAGGUUGUGAUGGGUUGGUGGAUUGGGUGGUUAAAACCCUGGCAGGUCACAGGAGAGAGGUCCGAGAGAGAGAAGAAAAACAGACUGGCGGUCCUCGGAGUGCAGCUGGUGGUGACCCUGCUCACUGCCACCCUCAUGCACAGGCUGGCGCCGCACUGCUCCUUCGCGCGCUGGCUGCUCUGCAACGGCAGUCUGUUCCGAUACAAGCACCCGUCCGAGGAGGAGCUUCGGGCUUUGGCGGGGAAGCCGAGGCCCAGAGGCAGGAAAGAGCGGUGGGCCAAUGGCCUUAGUGAGGAGAAGCCACUGUCUGUGCCCCGAGAUGCCCCAUUCCAGCUGGAGACCUGCCCCCUCACAACUGUGGAUGCCCUGGUCCUGCACUUCUUCCUGGAGUACCAGUGGUUCGUGGACUUUGCUGUGUACUCGGGUGGCGUGUACCUCUUCACAGAGGCCUACUACUACGUGCUGGGUCCAGCCAAGGAGACUAACAUUGCCGUGUUCUGGUGCCUGCUCACAGUGGCCUUCUCCAUCAAGAUGUUCCUGACAGUGACACGGCUGUACUUCAGUGCCGAGGAGGGGGGUGAGCGCUCUGUCUGCCUCACCUUUGCCUUCCUCUUCCUGCUGCUGGCCAUGCUGGUACAGGUGGUGCGGGAGGACACCCUCGAGCUGGGCCUGGAGCCUGGCCUGGCCAGCAUGACCCAGAACUUGGAGCCACUUCUGAAGAAGCAGGACUGGGACUGGGUGCUCCCUGUGGCCAAGCUGGCUAUCCGUGUGGGGCUGGCGGUGGUGGGCUCUGUGCUGGGUGCCUUCCUCACCUUCCCAGGCCUACGGCUGGCCCAGACCCACCGGGACGCGCUGACCAUGUCGGAGGACCGGCCCAUGCUGCAGUUCCUCCUGCACACCAGCUUCCUGUCUCCCCUGUUCAUCCUGUGGCUCUGGACAAAGCCCAUUGCACGGGACUUCCUGCACCAGCCGCCGUUUGGGGAAAGGCCCUUCUCCCUGCUGUCCGACUCUGCCUUCGACUCCGGGCGCCUUUGGCUGCUGGUAGUGCUGUGCCUGCUGCGGCUUGCGGUGACCCGGCCCCACCUGCAGGCCUACCUGUGCCUGGCCAAGGCCCGCGUGGAGCAGCUGCGAAGGGAGGCUGGCCGCAUCGAAGCCCGUGAAAUCCAGCGGAGGGUGGUCCGGGUCUACUGCUACGUGACCGUGGUGAGCUUGCAGUACCUGACGCCGCUCAUCCUCACCCUCAACUGCACACUCCUGCUCAAGACGCUGGGAGGCUAUUCCUGGGGCCUGGGCCCAGCCCCUCUACUAUCCCCCAACCCAUCCUCAGCCAGUGCUGCCUCCAUCGGCUUUGGGGAGGACGAGGUCCAGCAGACUGCAGCACGGAUCGCCGGGUCCCUGGGUGGCCUGCUCACGCCCCUCUUUCUCCGCGGCAUCCUGGCCUACCUCAUCUGGUGGACGGCGGCCUGCCAGCUGCUCUGCAGCCUCUUCGGCCUCUACUUCCACCAGCACUUGGCAGGCUCCUAGCUGCCUGCAGAUCCUCCUGUGGCGCUGAGGUCUUGUCCUGGGUCAGCAGGACACUAGCCUGCCCCCUCUGUGUGUGCCCUCGUGUCCCCAGCAGCAAGGUGGGGCCGGACUCCCUGCUGUUCCCUUCACCGCAGUGCCUGAGCCGCGGCCCCCCUUGGACGCCGAGUUUCUGCCUCAGAACUGUCUCUCCUGGGCCCAGCAGCAUGAGGGUCCCGAGGCCAUUGUCUCCGAAGCGUGUGUGUCAGGUUUGAGUGGUGGGGGUGAUGCUGGCUGCUCUUCUGAACAAAUAAAGGAGCACGCCGAUUUUUACAAA
Molecule: messenger RNA, 2176 nt
Organism: Macaca mulatta (Rhesus monkey)
Lineage: Eukaryota; Metazoa; Chordata; Mammalia; Primates; Cercopithecidae
Gene: TMEM161A
Product: transmembrane protein 161A
Source: RefSeq, a predicted model, not a curated record